Molecule: messenger RNA, 7203 nt
Organism: Notothenia coriiceps (black rockcod)
Lineage: Eukaryota; Metazoa; Chordata; Actinopteri; Perciformes; Nototheniidae
Gene: frmd4a
Product: FERM domain containing 4A
Exons: 24
Coding region: 485-3685 (1066 amino acids)
Biological process (GO): establishment of epithelial cell polarity
Cellular component (GO): bicellular tight junction; cytoskeleton; adherens junction
Source: RefSeq, a predicted model, not a curated record
CCCACCCAUGGAUCAUAACUGAGAUCUGAGGAAGGGACUACAAGGCUGUAGUCUGUCACAAAUCCUCAUCACCCGCUAAAGGUUUCUCAAAGGAACGACAGAAGCUCUUUGAGGGGUCUCCCCACUCUUUUUGGAAGCGUUUGCAGCACUAACCGGAAUCCAGGCGGUUUUCUGAGCCAAGUCUAGUGGAGAUAGACGUGUUUGUUUAUCAGAUUUGGACUACAGCUGGACGCUUGGGAAGCUCUCCGAUGGAGAAUGAGUGGGGACUGUGGACAAAUUAGGCUGGACUGUUAAAAGCUGUCAUGGUGCAAUCAUCUGGAGAAUUGAGAUGUUACAUGACUGACAUGACCUAACUAGCUCAUUUAAGUCAUCCGUCAGUAUCUUUUGAUUACACGUACAAGAGAAAGGGCUGUAAAGCUGGAGCCUUGAUCCUGGUUGAGAGUCUUUCAGUGUGGCGAAGACCUUUCUGUGGGGGAGCUGAACGAUGACUCUUUCAACACGACUCGAGGACUUGGAGGUGACCCUGGAGCACAUGCUUAUGGAUGUCUUUAUGACGGAGGGGAGGCGAUGUCAGGUCCAUCUGCUGGACGACAGGAAGCUGGAGCUGCUUGUACAGCCCAAGCUGAUGGCAAAGGACUUGCUGGACCUGGUGGCCUCGCACUUCAACCUCAAGGAGAAGGAGUACUUUGGUAUUGCAUACACAGACGAAACGGGCCAUUUUAGUUGGCUGCAGUUGGACCGCAGGGUAUUAGAACAUGAGUUCCCGAAGAAGUCUGGUCCAAUUGUCCUCUACUUCUGUGUCAGGUUCUACAUAGAGAGCAUAUCCUACCUGAAGGAUAAUGCUACUAUUGAGCUGUUUUUUCUUAAUGCCAAGUCCAUCAUCUACAAGGAACUUAUUGAAGUGGACAGUGAUGUUGUCUUCGAAUUGGCUGCCUUUAUUCUACAAGAGGCUAAAGGUGAUUUCACAAGUAUUGAAGCAACCAAGUCUGACCUGAAAAAGCUGCCUGCUCUGCCCACCCAGGCCCUGAAGGAUCACCCGUCUCUGGCCUACUGUGAAGACAGAGUUGUGGAGCAUUACAAAAAGAUCAGUGGGCAGUCCAGAGGGCAAGCUAUUGUUAAUUAUAUGAGCAUUGUAGAGUCUCUGCCCACAUAUGGAGUACAUUACUACGGUGUAAAGGACAAGCAGGGGAUCCCAUGGUGGUUGGGUCUGAGCUAUAAAGGCAUCUUUCAGUAUGACCACCAGGACAAAAUCAAACCCAGGAAGGUGUUCCAAUGGCGCCAGUUGGAGAACCUCUACUUCAGAGAGAAGAAGUUUUCUGUGGAAGUUCAUGACCCCAGGAGUCGGGCCUCGGUGACGAGAAGGACGUUUGGUCACAGCGGCAUCGCUGUGCACACGUGGUACGCCUGUCCUGCCCUCAUCAAGUCCAUCUGGGCCAUGGCCAUCAGCCAACACCAGUUCUACCUGGACCGAAAGCAGAGCAAGUCCAAAAUCCAUGCAGCGCGGAGUCUGAAUGAGAUUGCUAUAGACCUCACGGAAACAGGAACUCUAAAGACCUCCAAACUAGCCAACAUGGGAAGCAAGGGCAAAAUUAUAAGUGGCAGCAGCGGCAGUCUGCUCUCGUCAGGCUCUCAGGAAUCAGACAGCUCCCAGACAGCUAAGAAAGACAUGCUGGCAGCACUGAGGGCCAGGCAGGAAGCUCUUGAAGAUACGCUUAAAAAGAGACUAGAGGAACUCAAGAACAUCUGCAUAAGAGAGGCGGAGCUGACAGGAAAGCUUCCCAAGGAGUAUCCUCUGGAUCCGGGAGAGGAGCCGCCCACAGUGAGACGGAAGAUCGGUACCGCCUUCAAACUGGACGAGCAGAAAAUUACUCUGAAGGGAGAGGAAGAGGAGCUGGAGCGUUUGGAGCGGGAGUUUGCCAUUCAGUCCCAGAUUACAGAGGCAGCCAGGCGUCUUGCCAGCGAUCCUCACGUGAGCAGCAAGAAGCUGAAGAAACAGAGGAAGACUUCUUAUCUGAACGCACUGAAGAAGCUCCAGGAAAUUGAGAACUCCAUCAAUGAGCACCGGGUCCGCUCUGGCAAGAAGCCUACGCUGAGGGCAUCGCUAAUCAUAGAGGAGGCCAACAUUUCUGAAGACAGUUCGUUGUCUGACGCACUGGUCUUAGAUGAUGAUGAUCCUCAAGUCACAGGUACUCCCACCUUCUCUCCAGUAGCAUCGCCUCAUAAGGGCCUCCCCCCUCGACCUCCCUCUCACAGUCGGCCCCCUCCGCCCCAGUCCCUGGAUGGCCUGCGACAUCUGCACUACUCACGCCCUGACUACGAUAAAUCACCCAUCAAACCCAAGAUGUGGAGUGAAUCGUCACUGGAUGAGCCAUACGAAAAAAUCAAGAAACGCUCGUCUCAUUCAAGUCACAGGCGUUUCCCCAGCUCUGGCAGUGCAGAUCCGGGGGGGUGUAACUCUCUGCAGAGCAGCCCCAUCAGGAACCUCCCUCUCUGGAACUCUCAGUCCAGCAUGCCGUCGACCCCGGACCUGAGGACCAGGAACCCCAACUACGUACAUUCCACCAGGUCAGUGGACAUCAGUCCCAGCCGUCUGCACAGCCUCGCUCAGCACUUUAGGAACCGCAGCUCAAGCCUUGAGUCUCAGGGCAAACUGUUGGUGCCCGACCCCGACGCACACCCGCACACCCUGGGCACCCUGGGUAGCCCGGAAUUCUUCCUGGUCCCAGGACGCAACUCCAAUGGCUCGGACCCACUGGACGACUGCUCAUCCUGCACCAGCCAAAGCAGCUCGGAGCAUUACUACCCCUCUGGCGGACCCCCAGGCAGCAACCCCAACUACUCCACUUUGGGAGAGGACUCACCCUCCAAAGCAAGGCAAAGGCAGAGGCAAAGACACAGGUCGGCAGGUCACCUGGGUUCCUCUAACUCCGGCUCCAUGCCCAACCUGGCAGCUAAGAACGGCACUGGUGGGGGCUCAGGUGGAGGCGGGGUAGGAGGGGGACACCAUGGAGUCUACCUCCACAGCCAGAGCCAGCCCUCCUCCCAGUACCGCAUCAAGGAGUACCCGCUGUACGUUGAGGGCAGCCCCAACCCGGUGGUGGUGCGCAGCCUGGAGAACGACCAGGAAGGCCACUACAGCGUCAAGGCCCAGUUCAAAACCUCCAGCUCCUACACGGCAGGGGGGCUGUACAAAGAGGCCUGGGGGGGAGAGGAGGGAGGCGAGGGGAGCGGCCGACUCACGCCGUCGCGCUCUCAGAUCGUACGGACACCUUCAUUGGGGCGAGAGGGUCGGGGGUCAGCUGGGGGAGGGGGGAGGGUCGCGGUGUCUGACGAGCUGCGGGGCUGGUACCAGAGGUCCUCAGGGAGCCUGAAGGACAGGAGUCACUCACACUCGGGGUCUACGUCCUCCGAGACAGGGUCGCAGCAAGGCACUCUGGGACAUGGUCGGGGGAGUCGAGUCGGCACACUCGCCAAGGGCUCACCAGCUGCAUCCCCUCACAGCCAGAGGAGUAUGACGCCCACCAGCGAACACGCAGCCACACCCCCCUGUAGCCCACAGCACAUCCUCAACUGGCAGAGCGGGUCUUUCAGUGACAGCUGUUUUCCCAGCAGCCCUCUGUGCUCGGAGCUGGCAGAUGUGCAGUGGUACGGACACGAUAAGGCCAAACCUGGAACCCUGGUCUGAGACCUUCCUAAAGGGCCCAGAAAAGUCCCUUUGCCCUCUCCCACUGCCUCUCCACUGUCCCUCACUACUACCCCUCCACAACCAAUGACCUCAUCCCUAAGGCCCUACAGAAGCCCGGCCCGGCGGACUGGACAUGAGCCGCCCUACUCCUUAAAUCCUGCCCUCCAUCCAUCUCACCACCUCUUUAUUAUGCCCCUCCAUAACAGUUGGACCGGGACACACUUUGGGCUCUGAUGGGGGCUGAUUUCACAGGACAGAAUGAGAAGUGCCACCUCAGCUGAUGAACUGUUGCCCUACCGCACCACAGAGCACAUCCUUUACUCAGCACACAAGCAAUGGGGCAUAAGGGAAGGAGAGACAUGAAGGGAGAGCCCAGAAAAAUAUCAAACAUAUAACUCAAACUCAACAGAACCAACAUCAGUCCUAACUGGAUCUGUUCUCAUAUCUCAUCUCUGGCCCCCCAGACCUGAACUAAUUCCAGUGCACUGCCACCCAAUCAGAGGAUACCUGCUGGAUUUGAGCCACCAGUUAAAAAAACAUUUCCAGUAACAAAUGAACUGUGUUGGAUUUCAUUAUUCCCGCUUAUGUUGUUCGUCUAUUGGGUUUGUUUGUCCCCAUAUAUUUAUAAGAAGAGAAGAUGACUUUUCAAAAAAGAUCUGGAUUAACUCACAUUUAGAUAACAAUUUCAACUCCUCUCAGUCCAACCCACAACCAAAGACAACGUACUGGGUUGACUGGUCCUACCGGGGCUCAGGGCCCAUGCAGAAAGGUGACCAGUCAACUGUAUGAGAGUAAAUUCACAGUGACAAUAUCAGGAUGGUUUAUUGGACUGUAUCUGGGAUAUUGAUGAGGACUAUAGCAAUAACAAACAUGUACAAGUAUAUGAACUGGUGUGAAUCUGAAGCAGGCAUUUUGCUGUUUUCUCUGCCUUGUGAUGCUUGGAGCAAAACAUCAUUGGUGCAUCGUAGGGACAAUUUGGAGUUGUGGUUAUUGGGUUUGGCAUUGAUCUAUGCUUAUUUCAGUGAUUUCAUCAUUCCUGUUCAUUUAAUGUCUUUUCAAGAUUCUUCUGUCUACAUGUUGGUCCACAAAGUUCAUUGUGAUCAGAGGGUAAGGGUGGGGUAGAGUGAAGUGGCAUUCGAGGGUGUUAUUAGCCACAUCGAUUUACAGUUAUGGAACCAUUUGAUUUUGGAAGUUUUAAUAUAGAAACCAGACAUGUUGGUUCCACCUUUUCACCCGUGAAAGUAAGUUAUUUCUGGCUGUUGACAUCUGUCUGGAGUGACUUGAUAUUGAGGCUGUUCAGUGAUAAAUCUCUGAAGUGAAUCAUCUUUUUUUAUCACGACUGUUUCUUCUUUGUUGGUCUUGGCUCUGUCGCCAUGCUGAGUGUCUGCCAGUCCCCUUCUGUAGCGCUGUGCUUUCUCCUCUUUCUGUCCUCUCUUCAGCAUGACUGCAGCCUCCUGACUGAACACAGACAGUCUGAACUCACUACUGGCUAACACCACACCUCAUAUGAUGCAUGAGUACAGGUAAACCAGUGCCAAACAAGUUGGUGCUUUACAUUUAUACUGUAAUGCAGCACUGGAACAGCCGCUCCUUCAAUCGCCCCAGUCUUUGGCUAUCGUAUGAAGCAGCAGCAGACUUCUCUAUGAUUUGGCAUCACGUGUAGUAGGAAUUAUUUGAAAAGCACAACAUUAACAGUGUCUAUGAGGGCUGGACCUACAAUCAUUUUCCACUCUCAAUAUUAGUAAUAAUGAGUUGCAUCAAAGUGCAUAAGAGGAAACAAAAAAAGCUAAAACUGCGGGCAAUGUGUUAAAUGAUAGUGCUCUUUUAAUAAGUAUAUGAAUUUCAGGUCUACAAUUAUAAAUACCCUACUGUCAGGGCAGAAGAGAAGCCAUAGCCAGAACUGAAAGGAAAUAUUCUUUAACCUUCUCAAAUGGAGAUAAUUAUGUUCUCACCAAUCCACAAUCAGAUAUUCAGAACAGGGUUAGAAAAGCACAUCUGGUUUUGUACGAAAGAAGUAGAGCUCUGCAUGUUUUAACUGUAUCUAAAUGUCCCCCUCCUUCCCCUUGCCAAAGUCUUUGCUAAGAGAUACUGUUUUAUUGUUGCACAAAAUCUGAAUAAAUCAGAUGUUAAUUUUAUUAAGAUUAUGACAGAUUCUACUUGUCAGUGAUAUAAAAAAUUGGACAUAAAUGGUGUCGAAGAGGAAAGACUAAAACAGCACUACAAUAUCAUCUAGUUAAUGUUGCCAAAUGAAUUCUUCAGUAACAUUGGUGUGAUAAUAUUAAAAAGUCAAAUUUGUUGGCUUUCAUAGUCUUUUCUUUUCUAUCCUCUACAUUGAGGAUCCAGCAACCAGUCUUCGAAGUCUAAUUGUGAGUUGAGCGCGUUGUCUUACAUUUUAAUGGAUUAAUGGUGUUACAUGUUUAAAGGUGUGGGAGGACUGGUAGGCAUUUUACCGUGUCCAUCGUAGUCUUGUGUUCCCUUUAUGCACUGACAACAGCUGUUGUAAUCUGCCACUUUAAAGACUAUUUAAAUAAGGUUAAGCCCAUUCCCUGCAUGGUUGGUUCUCCAAGAGUUGCUCACCCAUGCCUGGUCAGUCUUUACCCAGGGCUGGAACCAGCACACCAUCCUUUAGAAAUGAAUUACUCUAGUGUUUCCGAGUCACCUUUAGAGGACAAGUUAGUAAGUCUUGGCUCACUUUCUGUGUGCUGAAGACACGCUCCCAUGCAUGCCCUGCAGAUCCACUUACAAAUAAAGACCCCAAAGAUAUCCAGCAUCCGACUUCCGUACGCUAACAUUAGCACGUCUUGCUCCAUAGUGUUUCCUCGCACCCCCGCAGAAAGUCCCAUCUUGACCUUGUGGUAAUCUCUGAGCCCGAUGUGAAAAAGUGUGACGUCCCGUCCCUCUGUAGCUCCAAACACACCAUAUUGUCUGUGCUCCAUGAAAUGUAUGAGUUUUUUUGUAAAAUGAACUAACUCUUUUAUCAGUCUUUUCCUGUAUGUACGGAGGGGCACUGUAAGGUUUUGUGGGGGGUUUUAACAUUCACAUUCAUUGUUUUAACAAUGUUCCAUUUUAUAUGAACCAGUAUUGUUUGUUUUUUUUAGUUCUGACAUUGUAACAACCACUUCAGGUGCUACAAAAUGACCAGUUACUGCUUCGUCACGUAGGAUCUAGGCAUCUUCAUUAUUAUCAAUAGAUUCAACUACCAGAUGUGCAAAAUGAAGCUUAUUUGAACAGACAGUUUAAUAGUAGAUCACUUCGGCUACCAGACAAUAGAGCAUGUAACCUGAUCUUAUCAGUUCUGUUCAACUGUAACAAUGCAUUAAAGGUGUUGUAGAAAAAAUGUGGAAUUGAUCAAAAAAAUAACUGAGUUCCACAGUUAAUUUAUUCUUUUUUCUAUUAAAAAUUUGUAUAGUAACUUUACAUUUUUCAAAACUGUGUUGUUGGAAAUUGAUGAUGAAUUUUCAAGAUGAGAAGCAGUGGUGGUUCUUGAGAGUAAGAAAAAUAAAUUAUUGAUGAAUGUU